Aplosporella prunicola CBS 121167 is the source of this 482-nucleotide messenger RNA. RefSeq lists its product as uncharacterized. NCBI's taxonomy places the organism in Eukaryota, Fungi, Ascomycota, Dothideomycetes, Botryosphaeriales, Aplosporellaceae. The coding region runs from base 61 to 348 and encodes 95 amino acids. The record is from RefSeq and is a predicted model, not a curated record. The transcript has a single exon.
GAGACCGGUCGCAAUCGACACGCAUAGGGUGAGAAAAGGAGACGACGCCGAGUCACGACGAUGCUGCUCCUGCCUAUCCGUUGUCGAAGAAGCGGUCAACGUAAGUGUGCCAUCCAUUUAGGAUUCGCCAUUGUACAUCUACAAUCAAUUCAAUGCGCGCCGUUGGUACUGAGACAGUCCGCAAGGGCCAGAGGGACCCUCUCGCGGGAGCGAUCUGAGACAUCCGGGGAAGGCGGCGAUGGAGAAGCCAGACGCCAAGACUCGCUCUCUCACAUCUCGAAGGUUUCUAGGCCGUUGGGAAGGACGCGCGUCGAGCGGUGGUUAGGAAGGGCGAGCUCUGGACUUUAACCAAAAAUAGGCAGCUCGGCAGGGUAGGUUUGCCGGGGUGAGAGAAAGAGAAAAGGAGGACUGGCGGGUGCACCUUGGAACAUGCUCAACACGAAACUGCAUGACAUCAUGGGCUCUCGCCUAGGUUUGUCCCG